This is a messenger RNA of Cydia pomonella (codling moth), 2040 nucleotides long. RefSeq names its product facilitated trehalose transporter Tret1-like. Gene Ontology annotation, biological process: carbohydrate transport; transmembrane transport. Bases 185 to 1555 code for a protein of 456 amino acids. Gene Ontology annotation, cellular component: membrane. The record is from RefSeq and is a predicted model, not a curated record. The transcript has 9 exons. Gene Ontology annotation, molecular function: sugar transmembrane transporter activity. NCBI's taxonomy places the organism in Eukaryota, Metazoa, Arthropoda, Insecta, Lepidoptera, Tortricidae.
UAGUAUUAGGCAGUAAAAGUAGUGUAUUUAGUUUAGUUUAUAAAAAAAAAGAUUUUUUGUUCUAAGUAACUUCUAAAAAAGUUCCAAUAGAGAAAGCUAGUUCGAAUCUCACUCGAAGCGGUUAAUAUACGAUUAUUCCUUAAGUAAAGAAAAAUAUUUCGUUUUCAUUUAUUAUCAACGUAAAAUGGGGACCGGACAAGUGUGGCGACAAUACAUUAUUGGAGCUAUCGCGAACAUAGGCAUCGUGAUGACGGGGUACUCCAUGGGCUGGACGUCUCCCGUCACCGUCAAGCUGAAGAACGGGAACCUGACGGACUCGCCCCUCGCAGCACCUAUCACCGUGGACCAGGAGUCUUGGAUCGGCUCCAUCUUGAAUCUGGGGGCGAUACUUGGGCCAUUCAUCGCCGGCCCGCUAGCCGCCCGCCUCGGUCGGAAAUGGACGCUCAUUAUAUCCUCAACCCCUCUUUUUAUCGGCUACAUAUUGAUUGUGGCCGCUACCUCCGUGGGGCUCCUCUACGCUGGCCGUUUCAUGUGGGGCGUCGGGGCCGGCAUGCUGUUCACCGUGUCGCCCAUGUACUGUGCUGAGAUAGCCACGGUGAGCAGCCGCGGCGCGCUGGGCUCCUUCCUCCAAGUGUUCAUCACGAUGGGUUUCCUGCUGGUCUACGUCAUCGGUCCCUACAUAUCUUACAGCGCUAUUGCCUACGUGGCUAUAGUCAUCCUCGCUGUAUUCGAUAUUCUAAUGUUCUUCAUGCCUGAGACACCGAUUUAUCAUCUCACUAAGAAUGACCGAGAGUCCGCUGUCUCGUGUUUGAUGACGAUCCGUGGCCAGUCCCGCGAAGGUGUGGAGGCCGAAAUCGAUGUCAUGGCUACAGACAUCGCCGCUUCCAUGGCCAAAACCGCUACAAUUCGGGAUGUGUUCCGAGGCAGUAACUUCAAGGCGUGCUACAUCUCCUGCGCCCUGAUGUUCUUCCAACAGUUUUGUGGCAUCAACGCAGUGCUGUUCUACAUGACCAACAUAUUUGAAUCUUCUGGAGCUAAUCUGAAUUCUUCCGUUGCUACCAUCAUCGUCGGUAUUGUGCAGGCGGCUGGAUCCUGGACGACGCCGUUCGUCGUCGACCGCCUGGGGCGGCGGUUGCUGCUCAUGGUUUCCACCUGCGGCUCCGCCGUCACUUCGGCCCUCCUAGGUAUAUUCUUCCUCCUGGACCACCUGAACAGCCCAAUAGCAGCCUCCAUAGCCUUCCUCCCCCUCCUGUCCCUGGUGGUGUUCAUGGUGACCUACGGGGCUGGUCUCGGACCCCUGCCGUGGGCCGUCACGAGCGAGCUGUUCCCUAUAGAAGUGAAGGCUGCUGCUGCGCCCAUGACGACGGCUUUCUGCUGGUUUUUGUCCUUCUUGGUUACUAAGUAUUUCGGACCGGUGUCGCAAGCACUAGGAAUGUACGUGGCGUUCUUCUUCUUCUGUGCCUGCUGCGUGCUCGCCUUUUUUUUCACGGUUUUCUUCGUGCCGGAGACGAAGGGCAAGAGCUUGGCUGAAAUCAGGGAGAUGUUGGCUGGAUAAUACUUACUCCGUUGGCUGAGUGACCCAAAAGACUUGGCCUCCGCCUCCGACACAAGACAGCGCCACUUUUUUCGGUCCUGGGGGCCGAUUUUUGAAUUUCGAGCGCUCGAUUUCGUAUGGCUCCCUCUGUAUGAUAUUAAAUAAAUAUUGUACACCAUAGAUAUUGUAGACUGGGGAAAAUAACCAUGUAUUUAUUUCCCAAAACUUGCUCAUUCUUAGCAAGAGUCAGUUGGCUGAAUGCAAUUUUUCCUUGGUCUUUAAUUUAUAUGCAAAUUCAGAAUUUAAGAAGUUAACGUAGCGGGAAAUUGGGUUUUCAUCCGAUUAUGCCUAGGAGUAAAAUAUUUCUGUUAAAUCCCAUUUCCUACCGCUGUGCUUUUAAAUUUGUGUUUUCAAUUUACGAACAAUAAGCGACCAUAUCCUAGCAUGUUUGAGAAUUUUACGAUAAAAGUGCGGAACAUAGGAAAUUCACAAACUAAAACAAGAUA